Molecule: messenger RNA, 912 nt
Organism: Eremothecium sinecaudum
Lineage: Eukaryota; Fungi; Ascomycota; Saccharomycetes; Saccharomycetales; Saccharomycetaceae
Gene: PDS1
Product: securin
Exons: 1
Coding region: 1-912 (303 amino acids)
Biological process (GO): chromosome organization
Cellular component (GO): cytoplasm; nucleus
Source: RefSeq, a predicted model, not a curated record
AUGAACAAUCAGGAUAACAACGAGAAUCUUGUUGCAUCGACAUCCACCUCAAGUUCCCUAAAUCCAAGGACUCCAGUGCAUCAGUUAAAAAAGGUGACAUCAAAUCUCAUUCCUAGAAGUAGUAGGUUACCAUUGGCAGCUAAAGAUAAAAAUCGUUCCCAACGUGGGUAUAAUGUAAAGCAAAAACAUUUAAAAUGUCAAAUUACUGGUAAUACACAAAACGCGUCAAAGAAACCUCCAUCAAAGAAUUUCUGCCAUAAUAUACCCGAAAGCAAGCUCAAGAAAUAUGGUAGUGUUCUUGGAAUUCCCUAUCAGAAUCUAACGAAGACAAAAUCAUUGGUACUGAAGGAUGCCAGUGAUGGUGUAGAAUCGGAGGAUGACGACGUUAACCCAUUGGCGGUGAAAUUGAAGAGCAGACUUAUCUCUAAUGUUGACCAGGAGAAUGAAGAAGUUGAAUCUAGUGGUUUACUAGCGGAAGGUGGGUUGCGAAAACUUAUAAAAUUGCACUCAUCUUGUGACGAGGACUCGGAAGAAGAUAUACCUCAAAUUGAAACUACAUCAAAGAAAAUUCCUGAACUUCGUCAUAUUCCAAACGGUUAUGAGGAAUUUAAGGAUGACUCAAUUACCAAGUUAGCCACAUAUAACUCACCAUUCAUAAGGCUUGCAGGUGACACAAGCGAUAAUGAGAGUAGUGAGGAUGAGGACGAGGCAAUUUCGCUAGACUUUGGAACCAUCGAAGGAUCGCCCUCCCUAGAAGACGAGAUCAUGCCCCGUAAGUUGCACAAUUUAGCUAGCAAUAGCGUAAUAAAGGAUGGAAAUAAAGAUUCAGAAGAUGCAGAUGCCAAGUUCGAAUUUGAUUUCGAAGUGGGCGAGGGCUUAAACUCAAAGGAGAUGCAAUCCUUGUUGGAUUGA